CAUUUUAUAAUAUCCUUGUGAUAACUUUUCAUACAUAAAGAAGAAUCAAAGUGUAUUCAAAUUCUGUCUUCAUCAUAAGUUAAUGAAUAUUAUCAUGUGUACAUGAAUAUCUGUUAAAAUUUCUGUGAUGAAAUGUAGUUCUAUAUCAAUUGAUAGUGUGAGCAAUGUUUAUAUAUACCUACUACCUAUUUUUUCUUUCUUUGUUACCAACUAUACUAGGAAUAUACAAAGGCGGAGUCAGGAUUUUUUGUGUAUCAGCCUUCCCGGAAGGGAUGGAGACAUACUUGCCAUGGAAAUUUUUGGUGCAGUAGUUAGCAUGAUGCAAUGUUUUUGUGGAGAGACUUGUUCUCGUCAAUCCGUUUCUGAAACAUGAACAUACCUGAGAAGGCCUAGUGCAUUAGCAGAUAGACUUAAUGAAAACAUGGAAUUGCUUAAAGCUUGGGAGGAGGAUAUAAAAAGGAAGUUACAUGUGGAAAAUGUAUGGCGCGGUAUGGAGCCAAAGGCUGAGGUGAACAAUCAAUGUAAGAAAGAUUACAAGUAGUAUUGCCAGCAUGCAAGAGAAACUUACUGCAGACAAGAUGUGUUUAAACAGAUGUUUGCCAAAUUAUAUGUCUCGAGUUAAGCAGGGGAAAUGCAUCAACAAGAAAAUUAAAGAAGUCGACAGGCCCUGGGGCAGAUCAUAUUUCCAGAUACUUUGUUGGUUGAUAUGAUGCCUCGGAGGGAAAAGAUAUUGCCAGCAUCCUCAUUAGUAGGAGAAUUUGCUCAAAGAAGUUUGGAGGCUGUAUGGGAGUAUUUGAAUGAUGAACACUCUGGGAUAAGUGGCAUUUAUGGAAAGGGGGGUGUGGGUAAGACAUCCAUCCUCGUAGAAAUCAAUAAUCGUCUUUUGAGAGAGAGCAAAAAAUUUGAUAAUGUCAUUUGGGUCACAGCAUCCAACGAUUCAACAGUGCAGAAAUUUCAGAAGGAUAUUGCUAGAGUAAUAGAGUUCAUCUUUAUGAUUUGUGACUGCAAUUUGCUAAUAACUACUAGAUCCAUGGUAGUUUGUCGUGGCAUGGAAUCAGUGAGGGAAGUUGAAGUUAGUAUUCUUUCAGAGGAAGAAGCAUGGAACCUCUUUAAACAGAAGGUCGGUGAGGAGGUGCUAGCAUCUCCAACAUUACAAGCUGUUGCCAAGGAUGUGUCGAAGGAGUGUGGAGGUCUCCCACUAGCUGUUGUAAGAAGAGAAAAUGAUCUGAGGCAAUGGAAAAAUGCAUUAAGCCAGCUGAAAAGUGCAACGGGAAGAAUAGAAGGCAUGGAGAAUCGAGUCUUUGCACGUCUCUGAGAUUUAGCUAUGAAAGACUGAAGGACAAUGUGACUCGUUCAUGUUUUCUUUAUUGCACAUUGUACCCAGAGGAUCAUCAUAUCGAGACCAAAGAAGUGAUUAAGUACUGGACAUGGGAAGGCUCUGUUGGAUAACUUGGAUAUGGAGAAUCCAAGAUGCUGCAGGGAAAGAUGAUAUUAGAUGAACUGGAACAUGCGUGCCUUCUAGAGAUCAUUGGAUGUCAAGAAGGUAGUUUAAAUGAAUAUGUCAAGAUGCAUGACCUCAUUAGGGAUAUGGCGAUAGCUGUUACAAGAGAGAGUCCACUCUUAAUGAUCCGAGCAGGACAUGAGAUGCGUAUCCCACCAGUUGAGAGUGAAUGACUCGAAGGCCUUGAAAGGAUCUCGUUAAUGAGAAAUGAUUUGAACUCUUUGAUUUUGGAACCGAGAUGUCCUCAGCUAACCACCUUGCUAUUGCAGUAUAAUUCAUUGUCCAAGGGUGUACAUCCUUCUUUCUUUAACCAUCUAAAAAGUCUCAAAGUUCUGGACUUAUCUUACACGGGCGUCUUUGGGUUGCCUGAUUCACUUUCUAAUCUCGAAAACCUUCAUGCUUUGCUUCUACGUAGUUGUUGGAACUUGUAUCACCUGCCAACAAUGGAAAGGCUAAAGGAGCUGAGCGUUUUAUAUCUCUCUGCUACACCAAUUGAGUGUGCGCCCCCGGGGAUGGAAAUGUUACUCAACUCGAAGCAUCUGGAUCUCUCCCUUACUACAUUUCAUGAUUUUGAUAUUCAAAUUUUAGGAACAUACAGAUUUCUGGAGAGUCUCUCAACUAUUGGUCUAAGCCAACCUCUAACGCUAGGUCCAGAAUUUGUUAACGUUGUGAACCGCUGCACCAUCUUGACAACCCUUGAAGCCAAUUUCAGCAACUUGCAGGACUUCAACUAUUAUGUCUCAUCAGAUUUUAGGAUAGUAUGAGCAACAUCGAGUACUCAGCCUAUAUCGUAUUGAACUGUACUGUCUUGUUUAACAGUUCAUGAAUGAGACACAGUAGUUAUUCUUUGUGUCGUUCUCUUGUUUAACAUACUUUAACUACAGAUUCUCAUAUUGGAUCCAACUAGUUUUUCCUUUUUAUAUGGGUGGAAGUGGAGGUCGGGCUCUAUGGAACUGGAAGCCGAAGCCCUAUAGUCUAUAGUAGGUGUGAGUCAUGAGUUGAAAAUCCUGCAUCCCGUUUGUCUUUGCUGUACAGUGGCUGCUAUGCGGAUAAGGAUGUGAAGUAUAACCAAAUACGAGUGUUGGAUUGCUAAAAACUAUCUAGUCUGUGAAAGUAUGAGCAAAGAUUCUUGCUGGGGAGUACUAGAUGAAAUUGUCAUAUGAAAUCACUAUAUGAAACUUUCAUAUGAAAUAGCUUAUAUGGUUUAAAUUUUUUGUAGCUUACACAAAAUCAUAGUUUGUUUGUUGUAUGCACAGUUCUUACUCAUGAAUCAGUCCAAAUUAAUAGACUUUAUUUUCAUGUAUAUUUAAUCAUCAUUUCAGGAAGGAAAUCAGUAAAAAUACCUUUUCUCCAAGUCCACACCUUCUUCGGAUGCCAAUGUCUCGAUUGAUCAGCUCCAAUUUGGUUUUAACUCCAGCGGAAUGCAAAGGUAGAGCUUCAAUCAUCGCCAUACCUAUGGCUCGAGAGACCACUUCUAGACCUUCCUCAGGUUUUGCUGGAACAUGCUCUAUCCUGCACACUGGAUGCCCUGAAAUUGAGGCAGUAUUUGCCCAGCUCCCGCGUGAUGGUGUCCCAAACCUUACUGAUCGCGGGAGCUGCAGCAUAUAGAUAAAAAGGUACUGUUUUCACUUGCAUUGUUGUGCUUCAUAAUGCACACGGAAACGUGAGAAUUCGACUUCUCUUGCACAUUUUCAGGACACAGAUGCUAACAUUAGUUCUAGGUGUUGUUGAGCUUUAUAUAUCUUUUAGACACGGCUUGUUAUACAUAUAAUUGAACUUCCUUUGUCAAUGCUUCAAGAAUUCUAGUAUAUCUUGCAUAUGAAAUAGAGGUAGCUUUUUAAAUUUUAGUAUAUA
This is a messenger RNA of Solanum lycopersicum (tomato), 3355 nucleotides long. The record is from RefSeq and is a predicted model, not a curated record. Lineage: Eukaryota; Viridiplantae; Streptophyta; Magnoliopsida; Solanales; Solanaceae.